Stegodyphus dumicola is the source of this 1336-nucleotide messenger RNA. Its product is annotated as degenerin deg-1-like. The record is from RefSeq and is a predicted model, not a curated record. Gene Ontology annotation, cellular component: plasma membrane. Gene Ontology annotation, molecular function: ligand-gated sodium channel activity. Lineage: Eukaryota; Metazoa; Arthropoda; Arachnida; Araneae; Eresidae. Gene Ontology annotation, biological process: sodium ion transmembrane transport.
UUCGGUUAAGAUACUUUAAGGUCCUUUUUUAUUUGUCUGAAACAAAAACAAAAGAAUGGUGAGAAAGCAGAAGGAAGACUUCACAAAGUAUAUGACAUCUGUGCUUCAGAAUUCUAUGCUAACUGGCAUUCCUCAAAUAGCAACCGCCGGGAACAUCCCCAAGAGGGUAUUGCGAGCUUUAGUCUUCAUAUUAUGCCUGGUGGGGUUUAUCUAUCAAUCUUUGAUCUUCUUGUACAUGUACUGGGAAUACGAGACGGUCAUAGAUGUCCAAGUGUCGUCUCCCGAGGUGAUAGAAGCUCCUUCAAUGACGAUAUGCACUUUACAUGGAGUCCAGUUAUCGAGAAUAUGCUCUGACGAAAAGUACAAAAAGAAGUGUACCCUGUUAAAAGAUGAUGAGUACAUAAAGUGGUGCGAAUGUGCUCCUAGAUACUGCGAGGACCCCGACGAGGACGAUGACGUUAUUGAACUUAAACUCAUGAACAUAUCGAUUCCAUCAUACUAUGAUAUGAGAGACUUGUUCUUUGUACCUUAUGACGAUGUUAAGAAAUACUUGCAACCGAUCGAAGAAUUUAUAUCUUACUGCAGAUUUUAUCUCACGAACGAGACUGUUUUGGACUCCGUCUGCGAUCGUAGUUAUUAUCGAAACACGAGAUGUUCCGGUUUGAUUGAAAGUGCAAUUCCCUCUUGUUUUACCAUUAAUACUCGUUUAGGAAAACCAUAUGCUAAACAACCUGAAGUUCUCUCCAAUGGAUAUGUACUUAUAGAAUUAAAUGUGAAUGGCAGAGACUACACGAAUAAGUUUAUGAAAAUCUCCACUCAGAUUUCUUUCCAUCACUCCAGGACAAUGAACAAUCCUUACAUUUAUGGCUAUACUAUGUACCCCACUAAAAAGUACAUUUUCCGCAUGAAAAGAGUCAUUCAUAAACGUCUUCCUCCUCCCUACGAGACACAAUGCCUUGAUUAUUUUGAGAUGUGGAAAGCAAGAGGCGGCCAAGGACCUACAAAUGAAAGGGAAUGUAUCGAGGAAUGCCAGAAAAAUGCCAGCUAUGAACUAAACGGUUGCUUAGAAAACCACUUUAAGGUUCCCAGUAACGAUCGCAGAUGCGAAGUAACAUUUAGAAAUCCUGGCACGUUGAAAAUUAUUCAGAAAUGUGCAAAAGAGAACUGCAGGCCAGCUUGUUAUGAAGAAAAAUAUGAAGUGUCUACGGAUGAAAUGGAUCUCGAUUAUAGCGUCGACUCAUGCACGUUCGGGCCAACAGAUCCGGACCGUGUUCAGAUUUUGGUAUACUUUGAUGGAAUGGAAACUACAGUUUACGAAUACAGUCCUAAAUUCCAA